CAUUAUGGAGGGGAGCAGACGGGAGUGGCCCCACGCACGGAAGGGGAGGGCGACCUUGAUAAUGACGACAGAAGCAGAGUUGACGACAGGGAUGAUUAAGUUAAGAUUGGAAGGCAUGAGUUACAGUAUGCGAAAGGGAAGCUGGGGCAGGCGACGGAUGUUGCUGCACAGGAACGAAAAAUAAAAAAGAAAAAAAAUGCAAAGCUGGGGAGACGAGAUCGGUAGACGAGAGCGAGACGAGAGUUGGCACAGCGAAACAGAGUGAGUUCAUCACGCAGCUCCGGUGGCGGAGGCGAGUGUGGGUGAUUUGGCAGGCGUGGCACGGGAAUGAUUAGUGCGUGAAGGGAGGGAAGUGUCGGAAGCGCCGGGGGUUUUGGAGUAGCGGAGCAAGGGAGUUAGUGUGGGAAGUCAAGGGUUGUGAAGGUUUGGUUUGAGAGCAGAUGGACGGCUUUUGUGCAAAGGGAGUGGUGGGCGUUUAGGUUGGCCAGGGGAGGUUGUGAAAAAAAAAAGGAGUAGGCAGGGUAGACGCGUGAUAAGGAAUGAUGGCGGGGGAGGGGAAGGGGGGAUCGGAGAUGGAGGUGGAGGCGGGGGAGAUAGUUAUGGAGACAUAUGACAUAGAAAUGCUGGGAUCGAACGGAGGUGGGAGGAUGUCGGACACGGGAUCGCGGGGUGACGUUGGGAUCACUAGUAGGAAAGCACUGGAGGAACGCACUGGAUGCAGCAAAGAGGAGGAAGGAGAGUCCAAUAUGCAGAUCAGCCAGCAGGUGCUGCUUACGGGCGACAUAGAUGGUUGUAUUCCACAGGAUGUGCUUCUUGCUGCAGAAGCUGCUGAGGCUUUCAGUCAGACCCCAGUUCAUGGAAACGGCCACGGGGUUGCGAAAGGAUGCGAGGAGGAGAAUGAGAGUGAGGAUGAGGAGGGAGCCGGCAAAAAUGGUAAGGGUAUGGUGGAAGAAGAUAGUGAUCCGCUUGUGGACAGUGGCGAGUCGUCGGACGCAUCCAGCGACGAGGAAGACGAUGUGAAUGCUGCUGAUAUGCAGAAACGUUUUAUAGAGAACUCUGAGCAUCUGGAGAAGAUGGUUCGGCGAGCAAAUGAGGCGGAUAGUGACGAGGAAGAUGAUUCCUCAGAGCCUCCCCGCACUGCAAACGAAGUGACGGACUUGCCUCCUGUGUCAGAAAUUGAUGCAGUCUUGGAGCCUAAUCAAGUUCCACGUGAAGUUGGCGUUGUCUCCUCUAUCAUGGACAAACAAGUUAUUGUGGAAGCCGUUGAACACGAGAUGGUAUUGAACGAAGGCUCAAUUUUGUGGCUAAGUGAACAGCGAAAACCUUUAGGGAUAGUAGAUGAAGUAUUCGGACCCGUUAAGAAACCCUACUACGUCAUCCGAUACAACAAGGCGGCCGAUGUGCCGGACAAAGCUUCACGAGGCGUGACGGUUGGAUUUGUGCAAGAAUUUGCGAACUUUGUUCUUAAAGAUGACACAGAGUUGAGGAAGAAAGGGUAUGACGCUUCCGGGCAGCAUGACGAGGAAUUAUCAGACGAUGAGGAGUUUUCUGAUGAUGAGAAGGAGGAAGAGGCGAAAAGGAUGAAGAAGCAAGCUGCUAAGCAGGGUCAUCAAGCCGGGGUGGGCGGCGAUGCCGGAUGGGGCGGGGGUCGAGGUGGUGGUAAUCGACACAAGCCUGGAGGUGGACGUAAUAGCAGAGGUAGAGGAGGUGGCAGAGGUAGAUUUUCAAGAAGUGACUCUGCUAGCAUGAUUGAAGUUGACGAUGCAAUCAAGGCACGUGCCGCUGGAAGGGGGCAUCAGAGGAGCAACUCUUUAGGGUCACCAGUGUUUUCUCGAGACUUUACUAGAGACAAGGGACCUGGUGGUGAACAUCAUAGAGGACAAUUCCAUCCUUCCCCAGACAGGCAAAACUCCUGGAAUAGGUCCCCUCGUUCUGACAUGAAUUACUCCCAGGUUCCUGACCUUAGGUCUUCUAUGAUUAAUUACAAUGAGCGCCAGCCCCUGCCUUAUCAGUCUCCACAUCACGAUUUUAUUUCUGGGGUAAGGCCUAUCCAGCAGCAGCCUCCACAAAUUUCACCACAAAGGUCAGGUGGUCCUCCACACUGGGGCCCUUCAAGUGGACCACUUCACGGGGAGGUUCCUCAGGUUCACCAAGUUCAGUCUGCUCCAUAUCUAGGUUCCAAUGUUCGAUGGUCUCAUCAAGCAGCAGGUUUGUAUUCUGGUGUGCAUCUACCGUUAAGUCGAGGUGAUUACCAACAUCCAGAAGGUAUGUAUCAAGCAAGGGUUAAUAUGGUACCCAUAGCCUCUUAUCCUCUUCCCCAGCAAAUGGGUAUGUAUGCACCUCCACAUCAGCCUGUUGGGACUGGAGUUUUCAUUCCACCAGCACAGUAUACUAGAAAUUCACAAGUUAACCAAAUGCAACAAACACAAAUGCAACUAGGACAAGGGCAAAUGCAACAGUCACAAGGACAGGGACAAGUGCAAGGCUCAGUGCAUCCAGGUAGUGAUGGUAGGGGACCUGUUGGUCAAUGGCCCGUGAAUGGUCCUAGUAUAGUGACAGGAAUCCCUUGCUACAGUAAUCCUCCACAGCCUGUUUAUAUGCAGCCUGGAGCCAUUCGUCCGGGCAUGAUGACUCCUGGUCCAAAUAGUAAUGUCUAUUGGUCCAACAAUCCUGGUAGGUAGGAACUUAAAUCCAACAUUUUUUUUUUUUUUUCAUUUUUUUCAUUUUUUUCAUUUUUGUUUUGUCUACUUAGCAUGUAGUAAUGAGAGCAGCAUAUUGUGCUUAGAAAUUCAAUGACCAUCUUGUGUGGUUGAGUGCCUUGUUUUGGGCCCGUGACUCAGCUUCUUUUAUGUACCUGCUUUGUCAUGUAUGCUGUAGUAUCUCUUACAUGUAGUGGUUAAGAGUUU
Molecule: messenger RNA, 2906 nt
Organism: Physcomitrium patens
Lineage: Eukaryota; Viridiplantae; Streptophyta; Bryopsida; Funariales; Funariaceae
Biological process (GO): ribosome biogenesis; box H/ACA snoRNP assembly; pseudouridine synthesis
Cellular component (GO): sno(s)RNA-containing ribonucleoprotein complex
Molecular function (GO): RNA binding
Source: RefSeq, a predicted model, not a curated record